GAAACAAUCUCACCUCCUAAAGCUAACCAAAAACCCAAUGGUGUCCAGAAGGGAGGCUCUUUGAUUACACUUAAUAAGCAAUGUGCUGGUGAAGCAACAAUUGUUUAUGGACAUGGGGCUGACAUUGAGACAUUAAUGCCAGAGUUAAGGCACCCCGAUUACUACACUAUGCCUCAGAUCCAAGAGCUUCCAGCCAUGGAAAGGGCUGAACUUUGAUUCAUCCACCAUCUCAGCAAUUUUGUCGUGGGAAGAAAGGCCAUUGUCCAAUUCAACAACCAAAAGGCAAUUGUUUAUAAGGACGAGAGCUAGAAACCGCCUGUAGGACAAGGUCUCAACAAACCUGAUGGGGUCGCACUCCUAAACAUAAAAGUUUUUGACAAGAAGACUGGUCAGAGCUAAACCGAUGGGUCAAGAGUUGACAAGUACAUAGAGAUGCUCAAUAGAAAGGCAGAGGAUCAAGGUGCCGAGUUCAUGUCUUAUGACCCACUCAAAGGAGAAUGGAAGUUCAGGGAUAAACAUUUCAACAAAUAUUGUCUUCGCGACGAUGAAUGAAUCUGAUGAGAAGCCAGAGGAAACAUUUACACUAUGCUUUAUUGCAUAAUUUGUGUUGUUAAUUAGUCUUAAAAAGUUAAUAAACCCUAAUUUUAUUGUCAUUGUUUUGAAGUAAUUCAAAUUGGGAUUACACAAUUAAAGUGUUGAUAAUCAC
This is a messenger RNA of Cuscuta campestris, 706 nucleotides long. The record is from the annotation of a GenBank genome assembly. Lineage: Eukaryota; Viridiplantae; Streptophyta; Magnoliopsida; Solanales; Convolvulaceae.